Messenger RNA from Capronia coronata CBS 617.96, 714 nucleotides. RefSeq lists its product as uncharacterized. The transcript has 2 exons. The record is from RefSeq and is a predicted model, not a curated record. Bases 1 to 714 code for a protein of 237 amino acids. NCBI's taxonomy places the organism in Eukaryota, Fungi, Ascomycota, Eurotiomycetes, Chaetothyriales, Herpotrichiellaceae.
AUGCCCUCUCUCGAACAGGACCCCCAAUCCACAUCUGCCGGUGAGCGAGCUAGUCGACCGACAAUACCUCAGUUGGUCGAUCUUCACAACGAGAACAAGAAGCUGCGUGAUACGCUUGAUAAAGUGCAGUUCGACUAUGAUUUACUCAAUGCCUACAUUGCCAUCAGCAAUACCGAGCUCAAUCAGGUCAAUGAGGAGGACAAGACGGUCAUUGCUCUGAGAUAUGAUAUGACGACGGCAUUGGUGACGUCACGCCUGAAGAUGGCCAAGCUUAGGUUCCAGAAGAUUCGUAGAGAGCUCUGCGAACAUGCUCGUCGGUUGGAAGAGACGACGGUUGAUGUGAAUGAAACUUCAUUUGGUCAUGUUCGAUCCCGCUCACGAUCGAAACCUUCAAGACGAUCGGGAACAACAAAAAACCACGCAACUUCGGGCGGUAGUCGACGGCGCGCCUGCGGACAGCAGGGGCCCGGCGACGAAGAUUUCUACUCAGGCCCUCAGUCCUCCGAUGAUGAGGAUGGCAAUAUUCUUAGUCCGGUGAAAUCCAAGAUGCUUCCCAAUGAUGGUAUUGUGGUGGAAUUGGACGGGAAAUGCCUUACAUCUCGCCAACUAGCCGUGUGGUUCGGAACCAGCGAUAUGGAGGCAGAAACGAGAAGGAUCUUCGAGGCUAAAAACAUGGAAAUCAAUGAAAAGCGGAAAUUGCAUGCUGGAUAUUAG